This is a messenger RNA of Vigna angularis (adzuki bean), 4295 nucleotides long. Its product is annotated as protein GIGANTEA. The record is from RefSeq and is a predicted model, not a curated record. Bases 319 to 3912 code for a protein of 1197 amino acids. The transcript has 15 exons. Gene Ontology annotation, biological process: regulation of long-day photoperiodism, flowering; response to stress; regulation of circadian rhythm. Gene Ontology annotation, cellular component: nucleus. NCBI's taxonomy places the organism in Eukaryota, Viridiplantae, Streptophyta, Magnoliopsida, Fabales, Fabaceae.
UCUCUCUCCCAGUUGUGUUUGUAGAGUCUUUCUCUCUCUCUCUCUUUCUCUCACUCUGCCUUCCACCUUGAACCACCACCUCUUAAAUAUUUUCAUUUCAUAAAACUCCACAAUUUCCCAUUUUUUUCACCUCCAUCGUUUCAUCUUUGCAACAGCCACGUUUGCUUCCUGAGAUAAUUGCUUAUGCACACAAAAGGACUCGGGGAAUGGUGAAUUACGAUAUUUUAAUUCUUGAUUGGUAGCAUGUUUUGGCUGGAAUAUGGAUAACUGCUUUUAAUUGUCAGAGGUAGAAGGAAACGGUACCUUGAAAGUAGAUAGAUGUCUUCUUCUUCAAUGGCUGCUCCCAGUGAAAAGUGGACUGACCGGCUUCAGUUCUCCUCAUUGUUCUGGCCUCCCCCACCAGAUGGUCAACAAAGAAAGGACCAAAUUGCUGCAUAUGUUGAAUACUUCAUUCAGUUUACAUCCGAACAAUUUACUGACGAUAUUGCCGAGUUGAUCCGGAACCGCUACCCGUCCAAGGAGAUUCUUCUCUUUGAUGAUGUUUUGGCCACAUUUGUCCUUCAUCAUCCAGAGCAUGGACAUGCGGUUGUGCUUCCAAUUAUUUCGUGUAUUAUUGAUGGGACACUAGUCUAUGAUAAGGCUAGUCCUCCAUUUGCUUCUUUCAUAUCUUCAGUCUGCCCAAAAAUUGAGAAUGAAUACUCAGAACAAUGGGCGCUGGCUUGUGGUGAAAUUUUGCGUAUUUUAACUCAUUAUAAUCGCCCUAUUUACAAAAUGGAAAGGCAAUAUGGUGAAACAGAAAGAAGCAGUAGUGGCAGUCAUGCCACAACUAGUGAACCUAUUAAUGGGAAAUCUGUGCAAAAUUCUUUGACACAUCAGGAGAAGAAACCUAUAAGGCCAUUGUCUCCCUGGAUUACUGAUAUAUUGUUGGCUUCACCAGUUGGCAUUAGAAGUGACUAUUUCCGAUGGUGCAGUGGUGUUAUGGGUAAAUAUGCUGCAGGAGAACUCAAACCUCCAUCAACUGCUUCUCGUGGUUCUGGGAAGCAUCCUCAACUUGUGCCGUCAACUCCACGAUGGGCUGUUGCCAAUGGUGCCGGUGUAAUAUUAAGUGUUUGUGAUGAUGAAGUUGCUCGCAAUGAAACUGCUACUUUAACAGCUGCUGCUGUUCCUGCACUUUUGCUUCCUCCUCCAACAACUGCUCUGGACGAGCAUCUAGUUGCUGGAUUACCUGCUUUGGAACCAUAUGCUCGGUUAUUUCAUAGAUAUUAUGCAAUUGCUACUCCAAGUGCUACACAAAGACUUCUUCUUGGACUCCUAGAAGCACCUCCAUCAUGGGCCCCAGAUGCACUUGAUGCUGCUGUGCAGCUUGUGGAGCUUCUUCGAGCUGCUGAAGAUUAUGCAUCUGGCAUAAGGCUUCCUAGAAAUUGGAUGCAUUUGCAUUUCUUGCGUGCAAUAGGGACUGCAAUGUCCAUGAGAGCUGGUAUAGCUGCUGAUGCUGCAGCUGCUCUGCUUUUCCGUAUACUUUCACAGCCCGCAUUACUUUUUCCUCCUCUUAGACAAGUUGAUGGAGUUGAAGUUCAACAUGAACCUUUGGGUGGAUAUAUUUCUUCCUACAAGAAGCAGAUAGAAGUUCCUGCGGCUGAAGCCUCUAUUGAAGCUACUGCCCAAGGCAUUGCAUCAAUGCUUUGUGCCCAUGGUCCAGAGGUUGAAUGGAGAAUUUGCACCAUUUGGGAAGCUGCUUAUGGCCUGAUUCCUACAAGUUCCUCAGCUGUUGAUCUUCCAGAAAUUAUAGUUGCAACCCCACUUCAACCUCCCAUACUGUCAUGGAAUUUGUACAUACCCCUACUUAAGGUCCUGGAAUACCUUCCUCGUGGAAGCCCAUCAGAGGCAUGUCUUAUGAAAAUAUUUGCUGCUACAGUAGAAGCCAUUCUUCAAAGGACAUUUCCACCUGAGUCCACUAGAGAACAAAGCAGAAAGUCAAAAUACCUGUCUAUCCUUGGCUCUGCCUCUAAAAACCUUGCUGUGGCAGAACUUCGUACUAUGGUUCAUUCCCUUUUCUUAGAAUCAUGUGCGUCUGUAGAGCUUGCUUCACGACUACUUUUUGUUGUCUUAACUGUCUGCGUUAGUCAUGAAGCUCAAUUCAGUGGAAGCAAGAGGCCAAGAGGUGAAGAUAACUAUCCAGCUGAGGAAAUCAUUGAGGACUUACAAACAUCUGAAAACCAGAAAGAAUCAAAAAGUAGGAAAAUGAAGAAGCAAGGUCCUGUAGCAGCGUUUGAUUCUUAUGUUCUGGCUGCUGUUUGUGCUCUUGCCUGUGAGCUUCAGUUGUUCCCUUUGAUUUCACGGGGGAACAAUCAUUUAGUUUCCAACAAUAUUCAAGAUAUAGCCAAGCCUGUUAGACUGAAUGGAUCUUCCCAUAUUAGACAGAAUGGAUCUUCACAUAUUAGACAAAAUGGAUCUUCACAUAUUAGACAAAAUGGAUCUUCCCAUGAGUUGCGAAAUGGCUUAGAUUCUGCAGUACGUCAUACUCACAGAAUUUUAGCAAUUUUAGAGGCACUAUUUUCAUUGAAGCCAUCUUCUGUCGGCACUCCUUGGAGUUACAGCUCAAAUGAGAUUGUUGCAGCAGCUAUGGUUGCUGCACAUGUUUCUGAAUUGUUUAGGAGGUCCAAAGCUUGCAUGCAUGCUUUGUCUGUUUUAAUUCGUUGCAAGUGGGACAAGGAAAUUCACUCCAGGGCAUCAUCAUUGUAUAAUCUCAUAGACAUUCACAGCAAAGCUGUUGCGUCUAUAGUGAACAAGGCAGAACCUUUAGAAGCAACCUUAAUUCAUGCACCUAUUUGGAGGGACUCCCUUGUUUGUCGUGGUAGUAAAAGGCAGAAUCAAUGUGAAAGUAGCUGCUUUGACCCUCGGCAAACAUCCAUUGUACCUUCAGCAGAUUCAUUCCCAUCAAAACCUAACCAUACUUCUGAGAAAACCACUUGUUCAAAUGAAGCAUCAGGGUGUACCUUUGGUAAAGGUGUCUCUGGUUUUCCACUGGAUGCAUCUGAUCUAGCCAACUUCCUCACAAUGGACAGGCAUAUAGGAUUGAAUUGCAAUGCGCAAAUUUUUCUGAGAUCCAUGCUGGCAGAGAAGCAAGAAUUGUGUUUCUCUGUUGUUUCACUUUUAUGGCACAAGUUGAUUGCCUCUCCAGAGACUCAACCUUGUGCAGAAAGCACGUCUGCCCAACAGGGAUGGAGACAGGUUGUUGACGCCUUAUGCAAUGUUGUAUCAGCCUCACCAACGAAAGCAGCUACGGCCGUCGUUCUUCAGGCGGAGAGGGAAUUGCAGCCCUGGAUUGCCAAGGAUGAUGAUUUAGGUCAGAAGAUGUGGAGAAUCAAUCAGCGGAUUGUAAAAUUGAUUGUAGAACUUAUGAGGAAUCAUGAGAGUGCGGAAUCAUUGGUAAUUGUGGCAAGUUCAUCAGAUUUACUACUGCGAGCCACAGAUGGGAUGCUGGUUGAUGGAGAAGCUUGUACUUUACCACAGCUGGAGUUAUUGGAAGCGACAGCUAGAGCGGUUCAGCCAGUGCUGGAGUUUGGAGAAUCUGGAUUGGCUGUGGCAGACGGCCUUUCAAACCUUUUAAAGUGUCGUCUCUCAGCUACAAUCAGAUGCCUUUCUCAUCCAAGCGCGCAUGUUCGUGCUCUGAGUAUAUCAGUUCUUCGUGACAUUUUGCAUACUGGUUCAAUCAGAUUUAGUCCUAAACCUCGGAGAAUAAAUGGCACCCACAACCCUUCUUAUCAAUACUUCAAUUUGGAUGCCAUUGACUGGCAAGCUGACAUAGAAAAAUGUUUGACUUGGGAAGCUCACAGCCGACUUUCAACCGGAUUGUCUAUUAACUUUCUUGAUACCGCCGCCAAAGAGUUAGGCUGUACUAUCUCCAUGUGAAAUGAAAUCAAACUCUGCAACCAUCCAUCAUAGUCUGUGACAUUUUUUUACUAAACUUGUAGAAAAGAAAAACAUACGUUAUUGAUGCUUAUGGAACUAACGUCUUUACAAAUAAGCAACAUCAUUAUGCUAGUCCUGUUAAAAGAGUCACAGUCAUAAUUCUAGUAUGUUUAUAGAAAGCUCAUUUUGUAUCAUGCAUGUAUUGUAGCUAAACUAAGUUUUCACCCACAACUUGGUCGUCACUCUGGUCUCAAUAGAACAGACUUGUACAGUAACGAUAGACGAGGCUGUAACCAGGUCCUUUUCUUCAUCAUCGUCUCAUUUUGUGUUAUGUUUCUGUUGACUUAGCUUGUAAUGAAAGUCGUUUAUAAUCGUUUGGAGUA